Anopheles darlingi is the source of this 1605-nucleotide messenger RNA. Its product is annotated as putative E3 ubiquitin-protein ligase UBR7. Gene Ontology annotation, cellular component: cytoplasm. The transcript is spliced from 3 exons. The record is from RefSeq and is a predicted model, not a curated record. Gene Ontology annotation, molecular function: zinc ion binding; ubiquitin protein ligase activity. The coding region runs from base 267 to 1517 and encodes 416 amino acids. Lineage: Eukaryota; Metazoa; Arthropoda; Insecta; Diptera; Culicidae.
UUUUCCACCCACUCCUUCUGGCAGAAUACCUAGAUUUGUUGUGUUAUUGUUAUGGUCCUGUGAAAAAAGGGCGCAUCUUCAAUGAGAGCGGGUUUUGACAACUUCGGUGAUGGCGUUUGUCCUGGAGCCCGCGGAAAUAACACCCGGCCUGCUGCAACUGGAAUCUCAAGGCGAUCGCAAAUUCCAAAUCUCAUCUCGUAAAACAUCUUUCGUGGUGCCGUUUUUGGUUUUUUAACUUCUUGCUUAAGCAGUGAAUCGCAAAAAAUAUGGAACCGGCGGAGGAUGCGGAAACUUCCUACGUUACGAUGGAGGAUGUUCUGAAGGAACAGGAAGAUCUGGAAGAGACAUCGCGUGCGGUAUUGGGCGGUUCGGAUGAGAAGAAUUGCACCUACUCAAAGGGCUACGUUGGAAGGCAGGCACUGUACGCGUGCCUUACGUGCGUUCCGGAGGCCCGUGGCGAUGAGUCCAAGCGAUGCGCCAUCUGUCUGGCUUGUUCGCUCAAGUGCCACGAUAAUCACGAACUGCUCGAGCUGUACACCAAACGCAAGUUUCGUUGUGAUUGCGGCGGAAACCGAAUGCCUGAUGUGGAGUGUAAACUGGGGCCGAAGAAGGAAGAGGACAACGCCUUGAACCGCUAUAACCAAAACUUUUCCGGUGUGUAUUGUGUUUGCCACCGGCCGUACCCUGAUCCCGAUACGGACGUUGCCGAUGAGAUGUUGCAGUGCAUCGUGUGCGAGGAUUGGUACCAUUUCCGUCACUUGGACGUAGACCAGGAGAAGAAUGUGAAAAAUUAUGCGGAAAUGGUUUGCGGUGGCUGCAUGGAGACGUUACCCUUCCUGAAGCACUAUGUCGAUAAGAUUGAGGACCUAAACAAAACGUCCCUGGACGAUACACUGCAGGUGGAUGUAACGGGGCUUGAUGACACGGUAGCUUCUGUAACGGCUGACGAGGAUAACGAGGAUGUAGGUCCGAGUGCAGCGAAACAGCCGCGAUUGGAUGAUUCAACGACCUCGGACGCUCAAGCGAAGGGCGCCGAAUCGGAAAAGAAGCCUACCAGCGAACCGAAAGUGGACAUUUGCACAAAACCACCGUUCGAUGAAGGGACCGAAGAGAAGGGUUAUAAGAAGGGAGCUUCGUUUUGGAUCGAAGGAUGGCGAAUGCAGCUGUGCCAGUGCCAGGCGUGUCUGGCCAUCUACAAAGAGCUUGACUGUGAGUACCUGCUCGAUCCGAAAGACACAGUACAGUAUUACGAGGACAUUGGCAAACGGCGCCAGGCUACGGUCGGAUCGUCGUACGAGCAGGGCAUGGAGAUGUUGAGCCAGCUCGACCGUCAAACACAGGUCAGUAUGCUGACGGAGUACAACCGGAUGAAGGAACGGUUCCUGGAGUAUAUGGAAUCGUUCGUGACGAGCCAGCAGGUCGUCACGCAGGACGAUAUCAAAGAGUUCUUCGCCCGGCUGAAGAGAGAUCGGCGAGCGGAAGGUGGCGCUAGUGCUCCACCGUACUUUUGUCGCUAGAAUCGCUAGACCGGAUCGGUCUCUGCGUAACAUUCAGUAUCUUAACACUAUUCCGUAUCAAAUAAAAUUUAUGUACACAUGUAUAACA